Molecule: messenger RNA, 480 nt
Organism: Solanum tuberosum (potato)
Lineage: Eukaryota; Viridiplantae; Streptophyta; Magnoliopsida; Solanales; Solanaceae
Exons: 3
Coding region: 1-480 (159 amino acids)
Source: RefSeq, a predicted model, not a curated record
AUGGGACAUGUACCAGUUGGAUGUACUGAUUUAGAGAAAAUUACUUCACUGAAGGCCUUUUUGCAUGAGCAGUUUAAGAUAAAAGACCUUGGUAAGCUGUACUAUUUUCUGGGACUAGAAAUACUAUACAGACAAGAUGGUGUUUUGAUUUCCCAAAGGAAAUUCACUACUAACUUGCUAAACGAGCAUGACUUCAUGAAUUGCAAAGUUACUUCAUCACCUCUUGAGUCUACUGAAAAGCUUAAAGCUACAAAUGUUUGCCCUGACUCUAGAAAAUCUAUCAAUGGGUACCUGGUCCUUAUGGGUGAUAGUCCCAUUAGUUGGAAGUCCAAGAAACAGGCCACCGUGUCCUUAUCAUCAGCUGAAGCAGAAUAUAGAGUUGUGAGACAAGUGGUGCGAGUUUUGGUAUGGUUUGAGAGAUUACUUGCUGAACUGACAGUGGAAUGUCCCCUGCCUAUACAUGUGUUUUGUGAUAGUUAG